GGGUUCCAGCCUGCUCACGGCCAUGAAAUUGUUAUACCCUGCCUCGCACGAGAUACCCCAGCUCUCAGAUGAGCUACUGGCCGUCAAGAUUGCACGGCACUCGAGCUGUUCCGCGUGCUCCUCAUGUCCGGGACUCCGACCACCACCAGGCGUUGAAGUCGUACUAGCAUCAGACGCACAACCAGGUUCCUCUCCCUCGGAGUCGCAGGGACACGAUGGCAUCCCUGGAAAGUAUCUGGACGGAUGUGCAUGUGGCCAUGGCAUUGUCGAGCAUGGUGCAAACCUGUCUUCGAUCGGCGCGGAGGAGUUUGCGCGAAGAGGGCGCGCCGCGGUCCGACUGGAUGAGUUGCUCGAGGACGUCAAUAAGUUACUUGACUUCGACUACGCGGACGACGAUAUCGACGGCCUCAGACGACAGAUGACCCUUCCUGCCCGAACUCCAUCUCCGGCGAGCUCAAUCUCAGAUGCACUGAAUGAUCUCGUCCCCUCGUCUCCAAAUAAAGCACCAUCCUCACCAGCAUCUUCCUUUCUGAGCGACGCCGCUGACGUUCUCGAACCACCAACGAAGAAGCGCCGGGUGUCGUUCUCCGAGUCGUCUCUGAGCUCGAGCAGCAGUGACGAUGAUGAAGAAGACCGGCCACUUGCCGCACGCAAAACCGCAGCCGCGCCGGCCACAGCCGGUAAAACCGAGGGUAGUUCAACUUCGCGUGUCACUGGACAGAAACGUAGCGGCAAGCAGCCCUCCAAUAAGAAAGCGAAGAAGACCCAAGCACGCACUGCGCCGGUUUCGAUGAUUCCGCCUUCGGAAUCUCAGAAAGUGGACAUGACACGUCCCGCCGACGGUGCAAAUGGCGAGGCGAAGGUCAAGGUCGAGGAUAAGAUGGACGAGGGUCAGCUCAUGCGCCUUGCUACGGGCGUAACAGUGGACGCGACUGGUCCAUCGUCUGGGACGCCAACAUUCAAACCUGAGAAAAUGGCUCACGUUGAGUUGCGCAAGGGUAUCAUCAAGGUCGUGCCGAUAGAAAACGAUCGGGAACCUCGCUCCUUGGUCAUUCUAACGGGACUGAAAACUUUGUUUCAAAAACAAUUGCCCAAGAUGCCUCGCGAAUAUAUCGCUCGACUGGUCUACGACACGAACUCCAAGUGCCUCGCAAUCAUCAAACGCGGGUAUAAGGUAGUGGGUGGAAUCUGCUAUCGACCUUUCCCUCAUCGAGGCUUCGCGGAGAUCACGUUCUUUGCGACAACAUCCGUCGAUCAAGUGAAGGGGUAUGGUUCCAUGCUGAUGGACCACUUCAAGGCGCAUAUCAAGAACACGUAUUCCGACAUGUGGCACUUCCUCACCUAUGCAGAUAACUACGCUGUGGGCUACUUCCGUAAACAAGGCUUCUCGAAGGAGAUCACCCUGGAUCGCUCCGUCUGGGCUGGAUACAUCAAAGACUACGAGGGUGGGACGAUCAUGCAAUGCACGAUGCUGGACAGGGUCGACUAUCUGAACACUCGGGAGAUCCUGUUGCAACAACGAGAGGCGAUUCUAGGCAAGAUUAGGGAAAUGAGUAGGAGCCAUAUUGUCUAUGAUGGAUUACCCCAGUUCCAGGAGGGCGCAUCCGAGGAAGUCACCGUCGACCCCAAGGAUGUCCCAGGAUUACGAGAAAGCGGUUGGACACCAUCCAUGAUGACUGGGCCAGUGCGAUCGAAUGGCAAAGGCGCGGAGCAUAAUCUCAUGGAAAAGCUUCUGAGCGAUUUGUCCGGACACACACUUGCUUGGCCGUUCCAGCUGCCCGUAAAUGCCGACGAGGUUCCCGAUUACUAUGAAGUAAUCAAGCAACCGAUGGACUUCAGUACGAUGGAGCACAAGCUCGAUACUAAUCAGUAUCCGAGUCUCGAUGCAUUCCUGGCGGAUGCGCAGCUCGUCUUCGAUAACUGCCGGAUAUACAAUCCGGAGGGAACGAUCUACUACAAGAAUUCCCUCAAGCUUGAGAAAUUCCUCAAGGACCAGCUUGCAGCGUAUCGCGUCAAGAAAGAAGACUGAUUACCAUGGUCUACCGUCAGUGUAUCAUUAUGUAGGUUUCUUCAGCCAAGUUCCACGAGGCGAGGUUCCACAGGUGUCAAACAACACAUGUACUACAUAUAUGGGAGGUCUAUCUCCAUGCUGGUAUCCAUUACUUCUAGAUGGAUCUCUAUAUGCUGAUCAGCCAUCGAACCAUUCUCGACAGCCACGAAUUAUUCGUCGGCAAUCCUCAUCUCCGUGAUCGAUGACAGGCUUCGGCACUCCCAUACUUUGGC
Molecule: messenger RNA, 2283 nt
Organism: Fomitopsis serialis
Lineage: Eukaryota; Fungi; Basidiomycota; Agaricomycetes; Polyporales; Fomitopsidaceae
Exons: 9
Coding region: 23-2029 (668 amino acids)
Biological process (GO): chromatin remodeling; positive regulation of transcription by RNA polymerase II
Cellular component (GO): histone acetyltransferase complex
Molecular function (GO): histone H3 acetyltransferase activity; protein binding
Source: RefSeq, a predicted model, not a curated record